GGCGAGGCAGCGCGUGACUCAAGUGCGAGGAUAAAAUGCCGCUGAAGAAUCGGAAAACUGACACGACUCCGGCGCUGGCAGCAAUUAUCUAACACUAGUUUGUGUCAGACGGAGACAAAGAGAGAGAGGAAGGGAGAAGGAGAGAGCCAUGAAGAAACACCAGAGUCCUGCGAGGCAGCAGCAGCAGCAACCACCGGCUGAUGCCUCGGUGCCAGCCGACGAGGUUACCGUGCAACAACUCAACGAGCUCCUGUCCAACGGCAGCGGCUUUUACAGCUUACCUACACAACAUUUCAACGAGGUCUUCCCCAGAAUAUACGUCGGCAACGCGUUCGUUGCCCAAAAUGCAAUGCGUCUGCAGAAACUUGGAGUGACGCACAUCCUCAAUGUAGCAGAGGGCAACUCCUUCAUGCAUGUCAACACCAACGCGGAGUUCUACACUGGCACAGGCAUCACGUAUCACGGUAUCCAGGCCAACGACACCGAGCAGUUCAACCUCAGUGCCUUCUUUGAGGAGGGGGCUGAUUUUAUUGAUAAGGCCUUGGCGCACAAUAACGGCAAAGGGAAGGUGUACGUACACUGCAGAGAAGGCUACAGCCGCUCGCCCACUAUGGUUAUUGCUUACCUCAUGCUGCGCCACAAAAUGGACGCUCGAGUAGCGGUGGCCACUGUGAGGCAUAAGAGGGAGAUUGGUCCUAAUGAUGGCUUCCUUCGCCAACUGUGCCAACUUAAUGAGAAGCUGGCAAAGGAGGGCAAGCUGAAUGGGGAGGUGGGAAAACUAAAGACCAAAUGAAAAUAGAGAGGCAUAAAGAUGAAGAGACCCUGUACCCUUUUUCCUCCCAUCAUGCCUUUCACGAGUUUCAGCUGCUCUCUGAGACUGAUCCCUCCCUGACCAAACCAGCACACAUCUGACACACCAGGGGUAUUCUGAAACACUAACAUACACAUACAGUAAAUUGAUCUACAUGUGUAUUUCUUUCCCAUACAUGCUCACAAUCUCAAACACAUACUUGCGUACACACGCUUACACUGGUCAUCUAUAAUUCAUACUGCUGUUUUUGUUUUUUCUAAUCUUCAGUCCUGUUUUGUCACUGCUGUAAGGGUUUGUAGGGGUACAUCUGUCGGCCCUCUGCCCGCUCCUGCUGCAAAGACAAGAUGAGAGCGUGAUCUCUGCGGCUCAAAAAGAAAGCCUCAUCCUCUUGUCUAACUCCAUUCAACACAGACAUUCAGGCGUCACACUGCUACUACCCUGAAUGCUCCAAAUUUCCAUCAAUAUCAUUUUUGACCUGAGCUACUUACAAAGCCUUCUCUCAGUUCCCACAAGUUGAGAAUGUGAAUACUGUGCUCCAGUUUCUGAGCCUGUAAGUUUUAAACAAUGGUAUAAAAUAGUAGAUUAUAGCACAAUCAUUCCAUAGUUUUCCACUGCCGGGAAUGUCAUGAGGUAUCAGUGAUGUCACCACCAGAACGAGUGUUGCCUAAAUUCACAGAGUAGUAUGACUUUUUCUAUGUUGCAUGUUGCAGUAUUUGAGAUAUUAAAGCUGAAGUCCACAAUGUUUUUUAAAUUAGAGACCUCCUUCGAUGAAAAUCACGUUUUUAACCUUGUUAACAUGUCAUAUGGUAGAGACACAAAUAAGCAGUCAGUGCCAUGGCUGAGUUUUUCCACUUUGAAAAUGCAGCAACCAGGGACAAGAUCAAAAAUCCAGAUUCAGACAGGCGAGGUUAUUGACUUCAUACAACUAAGGAACCAAUCCUGUUAACUGACGGCGUGGUGCUUUCCAUACUGUUAGCACCAGCCCCGUUGGAUGCUGGGCUGACGCUGGUCAUGUUUUAUUUUCAAAAAAUCAACAAGACCAACUUGAAAUGGCUGCUUCAUAAGAAACAUAAUAUUAGUGUAACUAAGAGAUUCGCUGACUUUUUUUUUUUUUUUUUUUUUUUUUUUUUUUAAUAUUGAUAGAUUAUUAAAUCCAAUCCAAAAGUGUGAGUUGGUGUGCAAUCAGGCAGCGGGUGGGUGGGAACUAUUUGCGUAUUCUUAGGUCCACGCAUUCUUAAUGAGGGCAAGGUGUAGAGUUACAUUUAAGCUGGUUUAAACCAUUAAGGAAUGUUAUUUCCAAUGUUUUUUUUUUGUUUGUUUGUUUCUUUGUUUUUUAAUUCUCCACCAUGGAGUGACAGCAUAUGGAUUUCAGCUUUAAAUCCCAAAAUAUUGAAAGACCUUUGGUCAGCUUGUUCAGUUUAUAUGAUGCAACAAAGAAACAAGACAAAAUUGGUCAGCUAUGACAUACCGGAAGUCACAAACAAGGCAAAAGAUAACAGGAGUCCUGUAAAAAGCGAUUGGGUGGAGAAAAAAAGUCAAACAUUCCAUGAAGAAAGGGAGAUGGUUCCCAGAGUUUUGUUAGACCACUCAUAUCUUUCAAAUCCUUAAUCCUGUAGCUUCUAGCUACAGAGUGGAUGUUAUAUGCACAAACAAGUUACCACUUGUUCACACUCUAUUCCAUCCGAACAAGCUAGCUUUAUGUAGCAUUUUCAUCGCUCCCCUUGACUCUCCCCUUCAAUGCAUCACCAGGGAUGGAUGCCACUCGUUUUCAGUACAAAGAAAGGUACAGUAAUUGUACCAGAGAGUUUUCCACUGCCAAUUCCCAGACACAGACAUCAAGCCAGUAUCCAGUAACACUCUUUCAUCAAAACAAUUUGUUUGAGGCCCAUAUGCACAUGUCACUUGUUUUAGUCCAGUGUGUGUGUUCCACAGUAAUGUAUGUUGGCUGGCCUAAUGCACACACAGGGCUGAAUCACAAGGCCUUUUUUGUUUGUCUUUAUUAGUACAUUGCAAUAUAUGUCAAUACCCCCAUUAAGCCUUUGCAGUGUAAUCACAUCUAAGAAUGACAAUGUUGUAUUUCCCAUAGUGCACAAUAGAACUCUAGUUGUAACAUAUAGGCAAUGGUAGUUCAUCAACAAUACUUAUUUAUUACUCGGAAUAAUACUGUAUACUAUAUGUAGAGCCAGAAAGGACACUGUUAGAGUGUUUCAAAAAACCCUUACAAGGUCUCUCAUCAAGAGAGACUGAACAAGAGACAGCCACAGAACUGUUUUAGAGACAAACUCCCUUGGAGGUGGAACUGGGAGGACGAGGGAGAUUGGGGAGAGGGAGCAAUGUAAAGUCAGAACUGUUCAGCUGGAAUACCACCAGCACCACUUCAGUGUACACACUGCACACAGUAUAGAGCGUUGGUAGUUCAGCCACUAUGUCCCACAUGUCAAAUUGCAUAACGUUCACGAAUAAAUGGCCAGAGGCACGUCAGCAUUAUUCGAAGGGGAUAGUUGUCGCACUAGCCAAGAAAUUGAGUCAGUUCAGCUAGGUUGUCUCACCUCAUUAAUGGCACUAUUUAUUCCUCCUUUGAUAUAGCUCUAUACAUAUGAAUAUAUACAUGUAUAUAUACAUAUUUAAGUGUUGACAUAUAUGAAUGUAUGAGCAAUGUGUCUAUAAUGUGUAGGUAUUGUUAGUACAUGUCUUAGUCCUUAUAUAUCAACCAUAUUAUAUUUGUAUAUGACAUCAAAGGAUAAUCAACUUUUGCACAGCUCUUAUGUCAUCUACUUUUCUGUUCCACAGUGCAUUUACAUGCACAUUAAUAUUCUGGUUUUAUUUGAAACAUUUAAGUAUGAGAUGCAUGCAAAGUGUCAUCUUCUGUUUGCAAUAACCUGGAUUAUUUCAUUUACAAGUGAUAAAAAAAAUUCCAUUAUGAUAGCAAGGAUAUGCCAACAUUAGCUGGGAUACUGAGGCAUGUAAACAUCUUAUCCUGUUUACGAUUGCUUUUACAAUCUCUAAGUUCAUUGUCCAUAUUAGUACUUGGAAUAUUCUGUUUAUUCAUAUUUAUGGCAAGAAUCAGGAAAAGCAUAUGAGAAUGCAUAUAGAUUAACCUGCGUAUGACCAUAGCUGGGAUUUGAGCCAGCAUCUGGAAUACUGCAUGCAUGUCAACACCUUGAGGGUUAUACUCACCCGUUCACCUCUUCAUAUGGUGCAUAAAAAUAUUUAUUUCUUUGCAUUGCUAUCAGAUCUUCAUAACCAGAUAUAGAAGCGGUCACACAUAUUGUGAUUGGAAUUCUACAUAGUAUGGAUGCAAUCCAGCCACACUGCACAUACAAGCAACGUAAAAAAAGUGGAGAGGGAGAGUGGGAAAAAGCAAUCCAGAGAUAUAAGUAAAUACAGCCAAAGGUCAUGAGUUCACACAGCAAUCUGAUCUCACAAAGUGUGAUCUUAAGUGUAUGAUCUCAAAAAUUGCAUUGAAAUGCCAAAUGUUGCUGUAGACUCUGACACAUUAUUGGCAGAGAGGAAAAGCCAGGGAAGGUAAUAUUAUCGCAGGGAGUUGGAAUUGAGGGUAGUGCAUCGUAAACUGUUGUUGAGUGAGAACAGGAGUGCAGUUGUGAUGGCUCUCAUGGGAGAUGUUGCAAACUUGCACUGUGUAAGUGACAUACUGCUGAGUCUGGGUCCCAGUGAUGGUCUCAGUCCUAGUUAUUAUCCUGUAUUUUUCCUAUCCACUCUGGAUCCUUGUCCUUUUUACUCAUGCAGCUUAAAGUUGCAUGAGUAAAACGUCAUUGCACCUGAGCAAUGUUUUAGAUAUACUUUUAAAGAAAUACUCUUACUUUGUAUGGCAAGAUAAAUCAAGUCCAGUAGCUGAAAUAUUUGAGACAGUUUAAAAGUAUAGUGUCAUACAGGUUUGCUCAUGCAUUGUAGUCUGUUUAAAUCAUCUCAUCAUGAAUCCAAUCCAGUUGACACCCAACUGCACAACAGUGGGGUUUGCCCAGUAAAUUGCAUAACAAACACAAAGGUGUAUCCAUGCACACCAUUUAACAUUCCUGUGUAAUGAAAGAACCCAGAAUCAGUGUACAUACAAUGCUAUGAAUGCACCGUGGUGUAAAUACACGGAGAGAUAGAGAAAAGAACUUUGUCCCCUUACACAAACGCAAAUGUCUGUGCCAUGUGCUCUACUAAACAAAAGGCAUUUACGAAUGACUGGCUUCAUGGUCACACAAAUGCACUGGGGGUUUCUCAUUCAGAUAUUUGUGUCUGCUCUGCAAGAGUGUCGUCUGAGUAUUCAAAAGGCAACAACUCCAUUCAGAGCAGUAUUUGUUUGGGUGCUGUGUCAUCCAGUUACACCUCAGUAUGUAAUUUGCUACUGAAAGGUACAGUUUUUGAAUGGAGGAAUUCCCUGAAAUCAGUUCAGGACGAGGGCAUGUAUUUUAACGCAUCAACUGCCUGCACCAACCUGUAGGUUGAAGGUUUGUGUUUAUGUGCCUCAGGGUUAACAUAACUAUUCCCAGGAUAGUGCAGAGAAAUAGAUGAAACUAGUUUAUUCAGUGGUAGAAAUCAUUUGUCAUGCAUUUAUGAUGCACUACUUGUGCACUCAUGUUACGGACAUGAUAUUGUAAUUCAAAGAUCAUUUCUCUCAAACAUUUGAAUGCCAGAUCAUUCUUAGAGCAUUCUGAUGGAUGAAAGGGGCAACAGAGUUUAAAAAUUUCAAACAAUUUCUUCUGCGGGCAGAAUAAUGAUGCAGCAGAGCAAGCAUAAAAAGUUAACUUCUACAUGGCUACACCGUAAAUCAGUUGGCCCACCCUUUUAUGCAUUGAAUAACAAAGAUACACUGCCAUCUGCUGUUGAAGAUUUGCAUUUUCCAAGGCCGAUAAAAUGUCUCAUUAUGGCCCAAUGAGACAUUUUUUGUCCAGGAUUGAAACCCUGUAAUGUCAAUAGCAAACGUAUUAUUAUUAUUAUUAUUAUUAUUAUUAUUAUUAUUAUUAUUAUUAUUAUUAUUAUUAUUAUCAUUUGAUUGGUUUUUACAUGGUACCAGCAUCAUUUUGUGGGUUUUGUUCACAGUACAGUAUGUGAUAUUUUGUCAAGGAUGUCAAAUGUGACCUGCCAUAAUGUAUAUUGUUAUAUAUACUGGGUACGUAACACGCACUAAGGCUAUUGUGAAUUGCUGCAUUUUACUGUCAUAACUAGCCUACUGUAUAAAUAGGGUACUGUCUGAAUAUCAGAUCUACAGCUAGAUCUAGUGUUGAAAUUGCAAUGAAACAUUCCUUUUACUUGCUUUUCCUCCUAGUAUUGUUUGGUUAACUUAAAUUUACAUUUGUCCUGUUACAAGGACUUAAAUCUAUGAGUUGUCUAUAGGCUGAUUAUUUCGCUAUACUAAUAAAGAAUAUUCUUUUUGUAAAGUAGGAUUCUGAAAGGUGUCCACAUGGAAGUGUGAUUGUGACUCACUUCUCCCUCUUCACCAUUUAGUCAGCUAAGUCAUCAUCCAUGUUGUGUUGCCAACAGUGGCAGUCAGAGCUGGAAGUAAUGGCAAAUAAUGACAGAAAAGUACAUUAAACUGACUCACAGACAAUUUCCUUAAAUUAUUGUGUGGCGGCCUUUCGUUGUCUAAUUUGGCAAAAACCAGCCACCAAGUAGGUAAAAGCAAUCUGUGACUAUUUGUUCUGAUAUUAUUUGACUCUUCUGCCACUGACAACUGACAAACAUGGCAACUUAACUGGCUGACUGGACUUAUGUGUUAAUAUAGUGAUUCUCAUCCGCCUGCUAUGACAAGAAAGUUCAUACAAACACAUGGAAUUAUUAGCAGAUACUGUUUGGCUGAGGUGAGGUACUGACACCAGAGCUUUCAUCCUCCUGCUGCUCCCGUACAGACACUUGGCUUGUAGCAGGAGUUUUAGCACAAUGAACCCACUGCCUCCCUCCUCUUGGACUCCUCACCAUAGUCAACUUCUCACAUUGUCACAUGGUUGCACUGAGAUGUCACUGAGGACUCUGUUGUGAUGUUGUCAGCUUGUGGAUCGGUUGUUUAGAGGUUUUUCCAGCUAUGUAUCUGUCACCGCCAGUGAAGAGGUCAAAGAAACGCAUCAUAACAGGAACAACACAGCAUCCCACCCAAAGCCUUACAGUGAAGAGUGAUUCUUUGGAUCUGUUUUUGAUUUUGUGUAUCUCACCUCACACAACAGGAAGGGGCAGUUCCCUUGCAGAUGGAGACACUGUUUGUCGAAGUGCACUUGAUUUUAAAUUGCAAUGUUAUUUUUAUUAACUUGAUGAAGUCCUUUCUUUCUUAAGUUUAAGAAUAAAUGGCUAAGA
Messenger RNA from Myripristis murdjan (pinecone soldierfish), 7105 nucleotides. RefSeq names its product dual specificity phosphatase 3a (gene dusp3a). Gene Ontology annotation, molecular function: protein tyrosine/serine/threonine phosphatase activity; MAP kinase phosphatase activity. The transcript has 3 exons. Gene Ontology annotation, biological process: negative regulation of MAPK cascade; protein dephosphorylation. Lineage: Eukaryota; Metazoa; Chordata; Actinopteri; Holocentriformes; Holocentridae. The record is from RefSeq and is a predicted model, not a curated record. Bases 149 to 793 code for a protein of 214 amino acids. Gene Ontology annotation, cellular component: cytoplasm.